CGCCAUUAGUCCAAGCACACACAAGUUGUUGCAGACUACACAAUUUCAAGCAGCAGAGCUAGCAGUAGCAGUAGCAGAGAUGCCCAAGCUCGCCGCCGCCCUCGCCUUGCUUGCGUUGCUGGGAUCCGUGGCGUGCCAAGGUGACAAUGGUUCGCCCGCGGUCUCGCCGGCGUAUUCUCCGAGCUCGGGCCCGGCGAGCCCGGGGACAAUCAGUUACCCUCCAGCUGCGAGCCCCAGCAAGACAAUACCGAGCCCAAUUGUGUUGAGCCCGAGCCCGAGCCCGCUCGCUCGGCCUCCUAGCCUCGACCUAGGCUCACCGAGCCAAAGCCCGCUGGUGUAUCCACCAAGUGUCAGCCAACCGGCAUUUCCUCCGUCUGGUUCUUCCAGAGCCCCGAGCGCAAGCUCACCUGAGUAUCUUCCUAGCCCUAGUCAAAGCGUGUCCAGUCAAACUCCAUCAACACAUUCACCUGAUCCAAGUCCACCUACUAAUUCUCCUGCUAGUAGUCCAAGCCCGAUGAGCCCGAGCACAAUUGCUUAUCCACCGAGCCCAAGCCCUAGCCAACCCACAUAUCCUCCUAGCCCAAGCCCUGCCGCUUAUACUCCUAGCCCAAGCCCGAUCAAUCCAAGACAACCAGAUCCACCCAGCCCUAGCCCUAGCCCAGCAUCUUAUAUUUCAAGCCCAAGCCCAAGCCCAAGCCCGGAUAGCCCUGGUCCAGCCGCUUAUCCUCCUUUCUCAAACUCACCCAGUAACUCUCCCAGCCCAAGCUCUCCCGUUUCAGGGCUCAGUGUCGGUCACUACAGCUACUCCUGCCCAAAUGCGGAGGCCAUUGUGAGGGAGGCCGUCAAGAACGCCACGGACAAGAAUCGCGGCACCGGCGCGGGGCUUAUCCGUCUCUUCUUCCACGACUGCUUCGUCCGGGGGUGCGAUGCUUCCGUUCUCCUCAACACGACCGGCUCCGACGAACCGACGGAGUUGAAGGGCCAGCCGAACAAGACCCUCCGCGGCUUUGAGGUGAUCGACGCGGCCAAGGCGGCGCUCGAGGCGGCCUGCCCCGGCGUUGUCUCGUGCGCGGACGUCCUCGCCUUCGCCGGCCGCGACGCCAGCUUCUUCCUCACAAAUGGCACGGCCUACUUUCCCAUGCCGGCCGGCCGCUACGACGGGCGCGUGUCAUUCAGCAAGGAGACCACCCUCAACCUGCCGGCGCCCUUCUCCACGCUCAAGGAUCUCAACGAGAGCUUCCAUGCCAAGGGGCUGAGCCUCGAGGAAAUGGUCAUCCUUUCCGGCGCGCACUCCGUCGGCCGCUCCAGCUGCUCGUCCUUCUACGACCGCCUCCCCGCCAAUUCCUCCGACAUGGACCCCGAGUUCGCGAGCUCCCUGCGGAAGCAGUGCAGCAGCAACGACCCUACCGCGAUGCAGGACUUCAAGACCCCCGACGACCUGGACCGGCAGUACUACCAGAACGUGGUCAACCACAGGGUGCUCUUUGGUUCCGACGCAGCGCUCAUGGGGUCGAACGAGACGGCGAGGAUGGUGCUCGAUAAUGCGUACGUAAGUGGGCUGUGGGAGAGGAAGUUCGCGGCGGCGAUGGUAAAAAUGGGCGGCGUCGGGGUAAAGACAAGGGCCGACGGCGAGAUCAGGAAGAAGUGUUGGAUCAUCAACUAAGUGUGACGUGUCGAUCGAUCAGAUGGUUCAUCGUAAGACGCUCUCAUGAAUUGUUCCAUGCCACAUUUGGCACAUGCAUGUCGUUGGUGAUAAUUUUCUUUUCUGGUUUAUCUUUUCAGACUAGGACAUGCAAAAUAUAGUACUUCCUCCGUUUCUAAAUAUAAAUAUUUCU
Hordeum vulgare subsp. vulgare (domesticated barley) is the source of this 1835-nucleotide messenger RNA. RefSeq names its product peroxidase 2-like. Gene Ontology annotation, biological process: response to oxidative stress; hydrogen peroxide catabolic process. Gene Ontology annotation, cellular component: plasmodesma; plant-type cell wall. Lineage: Eukaryota; Viridiplantae; Streptophyta; Magnoliopsida; Poales; Poaceae. Gene Ontology annotation, molecular function: peroxidase activity; heme binding. The record is from RefSeq and is a predicted model, not a curated record. The coding region runs from base 80 to 1663 and encodes 527 amino acids. The transcript has 2 exons.